AUGGCAUCUUCCGACGACGCAAAGCUGCCCUGUGACAAGAGAACACUGCAGGGAGAUCUUCUCGAGGUGCUACGUCGGAGUGGUUUCCAUGAUGCGGCCGCAACACUGGAGGAUCUGCGCGCGCAGGAGCAUCUCGAGCGGAGAAAACUAGGUGAUGGGAAGAAAUUUGCCCUCGCCUGGGCGCAAAUCGUUGCCGCAGUCGUACGCGACGGCUCGCUGUUUGGGGAGCGUGCGCGAGAGGAUCAGCUAGCGCGGCUCAAGGGAGCAUGCCACCUGCCGAGCAGGAGCAGCGUGGGGGGGAAUCAUGCGGGCUCGCAGCUGCGAAUCGAUGCAAACGGCAGGACGGGACAACGAGGCCACACUGGUAAUUUUUGGACCACCGCGCCGGACAUGGCGCGCCCCGAGGUGCGGGAGCACCUCGAGCACGCGCUAGACAAGGCUGCUGCAGCGGCCGUCUGCAAAUUUGCUUGCAAAGGUUGUUCGCCACCGUCGCUCUGCGUUACUACGGCAAAGUGCGAGGAGAUUUUGCGUCCGCUUCUUGACCGUGAUCCUGAGUUGCGACACAUGCUCAAUGCAAAAAAGUUUCCGAUGCGCCUUCGCAUCCUCGCCGACAUUACGCGCUUACGCGUAACCUGGCCGGAAGAUUAUACAAAGACGACCCUCAGGCCCAUCCCGAAAAACUCACACUUCAGGCGGGGCGCUGAUGCGAUUUGCGCCGGGCCGACACCAGAUGCCGAGCUCGACUUCGUCGUAGUCCGUGGCAAGCUAAACAGCGAGUUUCGACCGUUCGCCAAACCCUCCGUCGACCUAGCGCGCAUUCUCGCGGCCAUCGCGAGUGAGACCGCUGAUGAGGUGGACGAGUUCAGCGGUUCCAAGCAAGCACAAUCCAAGGCACGUAGCAGAGUUUACAAGCGGGCGUGGCACAGCGGGUACCGCGCACCACCCCACCUUGACCGGAAAACAUCAGUCAGGAAUUUGUUUUACGAGCCAGCAGCGCCGUCGGCGCGGCGCGCACGCCUCAACGAGGAGCUACGAUGCACCUUGGAGAAAAUAUACCAGGAAGCUCGACCCUACCUCUAUGCCCAGCUUUUGCCGCACGAAAUGGCGAAGCUGGCCUUCAACAUGCAGGAUUGGCUCGGCGAAGGCAGGACGGAAGCCCCCAGUGUACCCUUACUGGCGGCCGUCUGGUUGGAUCUCGGUGCCAUUUUAGCACAUGUUGACGAUGAUCCUGGUCUUGCGUUUAUGGUCGCUUGCGCGUGGGGUUCGAAUGACGAGACGGUGAGACCGCCCCGUAAGCGCGCACGUGCUCAGUCCCGGGCACACGGCCAAAACGUGCGUGGAAGCGGUUUCUAUUUUCCUGCCAGUGGACCCGAGGGAAUCUACGUCUCGCUGCGUCAGGGCGACAUACUCUUGUUUAAUCCUUCGGCGCCGCACUGCGCAACAGAGCCGUGGUACGAAAGUGAUGAUCCCGGCUGGUUCCGUGUCCGCUCGUUGGUUUCGUGCUACCUGAACCGUGACAUGAUCGGAGCGGCGCGUGCCGCCCAAAAAAUUGCCCCCGGCUAG
Pelagomonas calceolata is the source of this 1563-nucleotide messenger RNA. The record is from the annotation of a GenBank genome assembly. Lineage: Eukaryota; Pelagophyceae; Pelagomonadales; Pelagomonadaceae.